AUGAUGUUUAAAGCUUUGCUGGACAAGGCCAUAAUAUUUCUGGUGCGGAAUUCAAAUAUCUUUGACCCUAUCAAGUUUAAUGGUCCAACGUCUUUUGACAAUGAUACAUUCGUGGAUAUUAUUUUGGAAUUAACACGGAUUGUAGAACUUAACUCUUUCGAGUUUGGCGGUACGUGUGAAUCCUCGAUACUCGGAAAAAAUUGCCCAAGCCUUUGCGGAGAGCGAAACAUUGGAAUAUUGCUUUUGUCGUUGUGCAGUUUGAUUAAUCACAGUUGUUACAGUAAUACUAAACACUUUGAAACUUCCAAUUUGGAUAUGUUUGUCUGUGCAACAAAACCCAUUAAAAAAGGGGAACAGAUAACCAUUAGUUAUAAGUCUACAGCAAGGAUGGACAAAAUAAUGAGGCAAAGGUUAAUAAAAGCAUCAUUUGCCUUCAUUUGUAAUUGUACGGGGUGUGAAAAAAACUGGUCAUCUGAAGUAGAUUUCAUUCACAAAUAUGAAUGGAGUACGCUUUCCAAACUUGAAAAACAUUUUACAACUAAAGAAUUUGGGCUUUUAAUUGAUUCUACUAAUUCUCAAAGUACGCCAUUGGAUAGGUCUACUUUUCUACUGAUACUUAAGGCAAUCAAAUUGUCUUAUGGCGUUUUAAGUGACCCCAUAGCUCAUGUUUUCAUUGAUCCAUUUGUAUCAAGACUCUACGAUUAUUUUAAUAUCAAUUAUAGUGCAAGAAUUUUCUCAAUACCAGGUGAUUGUUGA
This is a messenger RNA of Copidosoma floridanum, 756 nucleotides long. Its product is annotated as SET and MYND domain-containing protein DDB_G0273589-like. Gene Ontology annotation, molecular function: histone deacetylase binding. The record is from RefSeq and is a predicted model, not a curated record. NCBI's taxonomy places the organism in Eukaryota, Metazoa, Arthropoda, Insecta, Hymenoptera, Encyrtidae. Gene Ontology annotation, cellular component: nucleus; cytoplasm.